Messenger RNA from Serpula lacrymans var. lacrymans S7.9, 960 nucleotides. RefSeq lists its product as uncharacterized. The coding region runs from base 1 to 960 and encodes 319 amino acids. The record is from RefSeq and is a predicted model, not a curated record. NCBI's taxonomy places the organism in Eukaryota, Fungi, Basidiomycota, Agaricomycetes, Boletales, Serpulaceae. Gene Ontology annotation, molecular function: zinc ion binding; nucleic acid binding. The transcript is spliced from 3 exons.
AUGUCAUCGCAACCAGAUAUCAAUGCCCUGCUGCACAACAUGUGUGCGCAGAUUGAGGUGUUGACCACUCAACUCGCCGAGCUGCAGGCAGAUCCCCCUGCGGCAAACCCCUCGGUAGAGAAAAAGUUCAACAAGAAAGUCGAAGUUGUCGCUGACCCUGGCACCUUCGAAGGAGACAGAGCGCGAUUUGCCGAAUGGUGGAUCAAACUCCAGAUUUGGGUUAAGGCAAACUGGGACGCAUUUGCCGAUGACUUUGAGGAGUGCUACACCAUGGGAGUGUGGCCCACCUGGGACGAUCACAAAGUAGAGAUUGAGAAAUAUUUCAAACCGCAAGCUGAGCAUGACUGGGCGCGUCAGCAAAUCCGUUCCUUCAAACAAGGCAACAUGAGGACGGAUGAUUUUGUAACCCGGUUCCUGGCCCUCUCCAUCCAAGGGGGUCUUGGCAAUGAACAUGCAGUAGAGCUGCUGGAACGCAAUGUGAACCCCCACAUUGCAGAACAGCUUUAUCUGCAGGAUAUGAGAAAUGAGAAUCUCUCUCAAGCAGCAGAGGAGGUUCAAAAAAUAGGUAGGGCCAUAGAGCUCUACAAAAUGCACCAAGGUGGCGAGACCACCAAAAACAACCAAUCCCAGAGGCGCCCUGGGUUCAAGCCUUUCGGGCUGCAGCCAGGACAGGGUGCUCCUAUGGAUAUCUGCGUGGUUCAAGGUGGACAGAUGCGCAGAUUCAAGGGCAACUGUUACAACUGUGGCCAAGAGGGACACAUGUCCCGAGAUUGCAGAAACGGGGCGCAGGCUGCCCAACAAAAAAAUAACCAAGGGCGCCAGGUGCACCAAUUAGAGUCCGAGAAACUGGAUGAUCAGCUCCAGACUCUGGCCGGUCGUUCGUACGACAAAAUCCGGGCCUUCUUCUACGAUCAGCAGGCUGCUGAAAUGAAGGCUCAGCGAAAAGAGUUCGGAGCUUAG